UUUUUUUCUUUGAUCUCUCUCUGCCUUUAACGUUUUCUUUGAAAACUAUAAGAAAAAGCAGAGACUUCGGAUCCCUUUUUUUGUAAUAAGAGAGAGGUUCGUUGGUGGACCACUCCUUUUGCCUCGUUGAGAUCGGCGGCGGAGUUACACGACGGCGAUUCAGUCGGUGAAAUCAUGCAAAGGUAGUCACCGGCGAUACCCGUCUUUCUUCCCGGAGACGACGAGCGUCGGAAGAAUCCGAAAGGAAUCAGCUAUGGUUAUAUCUGUUUCUUCGUUUACUCUCUCCGAUCUUGUCUCUCGGAUCCGGUGAAGAAGAAGCUCCCCCGCCGAUCGAAUCUUGUAGCUCGUCUUUGGUCCAGAGAUUUUCAGUUUUUGUCGUUUGAUCCGUCGAUUUCAUCGAGUUUUGGUAUGCUGGAAAAGAGAUGUCUUUGAAAAGCAUCCUUCGUGAUCUGAAGGAAGUAAGGGAUGGACUUGGAGGGAUCUCGAAGCGAAGCUGGUCAAAGUCGUCUCACAUUGCUCCUGAUCAAACGACUCCACCACCGGAAAACAUCCCUCAGAGCCCGUGGGCUUCUUUGCCGCCUGAGUUGCUUCAUGACAUAAUCCGGAGAGUUGAAGAGAGUGAGACCGCUUGGCCAGCUCGAGCAGCCGUUGUCUCUUGUGCUUCUGUCUGUAAAUCAUGGAGAGGAAUCACAAUGGAGAUUGUGAGAGUCCCUGAGCACUGUGGGAAGCUCACUUUUCCAAUCUCAUUGAAACAGCCAGGGCCGCGAGACUCUCCUAUUCAAUGCUUUAUCAAGAGGAACAGAGCAACAGGGACAUAUCUUCUCUACUAUGGCUUGAUGCCUUCUGAGACGGAGAACGAUAAACUGUUGUUAGCAGCAAGAAGGGUUAGAAGAGCGACGUGCACGGAUUUUAUAAUCUCACUGUCUGUGAAAAACUUCUCUCGGAGAAGCAGCACUUACGUUGGCAAACUAAGGUCUGGUUUUCUGGGAACCAAUUUCACAAUAUAUGACAACCAGACAGCAUCAUCCACAGCACAAGCGCAACCUAACCGAAGACUUCACUCCAAGCAAGCAUCCCCUAAGUUACCUGCUACAAGUUAUACCGCAGGAAACAUAACCUACGAGCUCAAUGUUCUUCGCACAAGAGGACCUAGAAGAAUGCAUUGCGUUAUGGAAUCUAUACUCCUCUCUUCUGUUCUUGCUGCACCAUUAGUAGUUAAAGGCAGUAAAGAGGAAGUCUCACCUUCGCCAAAAGGAGAAGCCAGCUCAACAGACAGGGAAAUCACUGAUGUUUCUCCAAGCUUGAUGGACCAGCCGCUGGUUCUGAAAAACAAAUCUCCAAGAUGGCACGAGCAAUUGCAGUGCUGGUGCCUUAACUUCAAGGGGAGAGUAACCGUUGCUUCGGUUAAGAAUUUCCAGCUUGUGGCAGACAUUGACCCUUCUCUAAAUGCGCCGCCUGAAGAACAUGACAGAGUCAUCUUACAGUUUGGAAAAAUCGGCAAGGAUAUUUUCACCAUGGAUUAUCGCUAUCCUCUCUCUGCUUUUCAAGCCUUUGCUAUAUGCAUCAGCAGCUUUGACACCAAACCGGCGUGUGAAGGGUAAAGUAAAUUCACGAGUAAAAUUCAUUUCUGCGCAAGUCAUCAUAGAAGGCUUUUCUGAUCUUCAGAUUUUGAUAUAUCAUCAAGCCAUGAGAAGCUCUCUUUGUAUGUAGAUUGUUGUAGCUCUUUGCACUAUGCUUUAAAACCGCCUCUCCUAAUUCACUGUGACCAAAAAAAUUUGAUUGGGCUCUUGGUGGAUAAGUUUAAUGAAGUUAUGAUUGUUAUAUC
Messenger RNA from Eutrema salsugineum, 1825 nucleotides. RefSeq names its product tubby-like F-box protein 2. Gene Ontology annotation, molecular function: protein binding. The record is from RefSeq and is a predicted model, not a curated record. Lineage: Eukaryota; Viridiplantae; Streptophyta; Magnoliopsida; Brassicales; Brassicaceae. Bases 423 to 1601 code for a protein of 392 amino acids. The transcript is spliced from 5 exons.